AUGAAGGUGAUUGAGACAGUCAAGGAGUAUUCUGAAAAGCUCCUUAACAUAGCCAAUAAAGUCAGGCUGCUAGGUUCAUGUCUAGUAGAUUCAAGGAUUGUGGAGAAAAUCCUUGUAACAAUACCUAAAAGGUUUGAGGCUACCAUCACCACCUUAGAGAACAUGAAGGAUAUGCCAAAUAUUACUCUGGCAGAACUCUUAAGUUCUUUACAAGCACAAGAACGAAAGCGUGUAGUGGGGCAAGAAUGGGCCGUCGAAGGUGCUCUACCAGUUAAGCAUCAAGAUGAUGGAAUGAAUAGGAGGCCAAAGAACAAAAAAGAUUCAUGCUACAAGUGGAGAAAACUCUGUAUUUGGGAACAAAACUGUAAGUACAAAAAUCAACAACAAGGAGAUGAAGCACAAGUGGCAAAUCAAAAAGAAGAAGAUCAGCUUUUUGUUGCAACUUGUUUCACUAGUCACAAAACAAGUGAAAGCUGGCUUAUUGACAGUGGUUGCACUAAUUAUAUGACACAUGACAAUGAGUUGUUCAAAGAACUGAAGAGUACCGAGUCUAAGAAGGUCAGAAUUGGGACUAGUGACUACAUUGUAGUAAAAGGAAAGGGCACUAUAGCCAUUACAAGCUGUUCAAGUACCAAGUUCAUUACUGAUGUUUUAUAUGUAUUUGAUAUUGAUCAAAACCUGCUUAGUGUUGGCCAAUUAGUAAAGAAGGGAUUCAAAGUGAAGUUCAUGGAAAAGACAUGUAUGAUAGAGGAUGCUUUAGGACAGAAGAUGUUUGAAGUUAAGAUGGCAAGAAUGAGUUUUUCCCUCAAUCCAAUGCAGGAAGAGCAAUCAGCCUUUCUAAGCAAAGAAAGUCUCACAAUGUUGUGGCAUAAAAGGUCGGACACUAUCACCAUCAGGGGAUGCUACAGAUGA
Molecule: messenger RNA, 912 nt
Organism: Gossypium arboreum
Lineage: Eukaryota; Viridiplantae; Streptophyta; Magnoliopsida; Malvales; Malvaceae
Exons: 2
Coding region: 1-912 (303 amino acids)
Source: RefSeq, a predicted model, not a curated record